CCUUAUGAUAUGUUUACUUAUUCAACACAAUUACCACCCCUAAGCCAAGUGGGUCUCGAAACCAGUCGUUUCCUCGAUCCCUUACAAAUACCGGCCGACAUCUCGGGACACAUACAACUGUCAUCCACCUCAUCCACCAGUCUCUCUGAACCGACAAAUACUGCCGCCUCCCCACCCCAUACCUCACCAGCUCUGCCCACCGACACCGCCGUCUUGUCGCCCAACUCGACGUCCAGUCCCAACAUAAUCGACACAAAACCCAUUCUUACAAAUAAUGGACUCAUUGCUAGUGAUUCGCAUACAGACAAUCAAAUCAGUCCACCGGACAGUCCGUUCAAUUCCGACAGCAAUUUAAGUGUCGACGGAAGUGACGAUGAGAUGGACGGUAUGGGCGACGAUAUGCUGGACAUCGGCCGCAGAGACAAAGACGGCAAUUGUCUGCGCGACGGCUCACAGACCGGUCACAGUAGUGAACAAACGCCUAAAAAACGCAAACGACGGGUACUCUUCUCAAAGGCACAGACCUAUGAACUCGAGCGCCGCUUUCGGCAACAAAGAUACCUAUCGGCCCCCGAAAGGGAACACUUGGCCAGUAUUAUACGGCUCACACCUACGCAAGUGAAGAUUUGGUUUCAGAAUCAUAGGUAUAAGACUAAGAGAGCCCGACAAGAGAAAGGACUGGACAUGAAUCCGUUGCCAUCGCCCAGACGUGUGGCUGUGCCUGUACUGGUGCGCGACGGCAAGCCGUGCCAACCCGGCUCACUCAUGAAGCCGGGCCACCAUCACAUGGGGGGUCAGGACAUGGGCAACGGUAUGCCUAACAUAACGGCCGCCGAUUUAUCUCAACUACCGUCAGGCGCCCAAUGCAUGCCAUCGUUCAACAUGAAUGCCGUUAUGCCGUCAGCCUAUGGACACCAUCUCAUGCAUCAACACCCGUGGUGGUAGUGAAGGUGCC
Molecule: messenger RNA, 955 nt
Organism: Oppiella nova
Lineage: Eukaryota; Metazoa; Arthropoda; Arachnida; Sarcoptiformes; Oppiidae
Source: the annotation of a GenBank genome assembly